GACGACGACGGGUACUGGUACGAAUGGGACGACGAGCGCGGCGACCACGCGUGCACGGACCAAGACGAGGAGGGAGGCUGGGACAGCAGUCGCUUGAAUUACCUCGAGGACGACGCCGACGCAUUCCUGGCCGGGGAAGACGAUGAAUACCACCAGACCGUGGUCACGAUGCGAGAGGGCCGCCUAAAGAUGAACACGCUACGGGCGGCGAGAAGAUUCUUCAAGGGAAAGAUCGAUGGUGGCGUGGACGAGAGCGCGGCAGCCGGCGGCCAUGCGGCUGGCAAGAGCUUCGGGAAAGGCAAAGGGAAGGGCAAAGACGGCGGCAAGUCGAAGGACAAGUGGCGUGGCAAGUGCGGUCGGAUGGAUCACCACACCUCGGAGUGCCCGACCGGCGGUUCUUCUGGGAAGCCAGCCACAGGCAAGGGCCGCGGCAAGGGGGCGAAGUCAGUUCUUCGUCCACGACGGCUUGGUUUCUGGGCGAUGAGCCCUCUAGUGGUUGCGGUGCCUUCCUGUCUGGACGUCCGACACCAGAUGCGGGGCCAUGGCUUUGCCUGCGCCAACGCGCAGCCCGAGGAGGUUUACGGCAUCAUGAUGGUGAACAUGGACAGCGAUCCGGUUGUGCUGGAGAUGCCAAGGUACGAGGUGAUGAUAUCGAACGACGUCGCGCUGGCGCCCCCGGUGGACAUCGGUGCCUCGAUCGCGGCGGCCGGGCGCGGAUGGCUCGACCGCGUCGAGACGGAGCUGGCGAAGUACGGCUUCAAGCCCAUCAAGACGCAGGCCUGUCAGAAUUUCAAGGGGCUCGGCGGAGCACGGCGCGAGUCUAAGCAGAAGUGGACCAUCCCAGUUGGCAUUGGGAGGAAGCACGUGCUGCAGGAGUGCUUCGAGACCCCCAGAGACAUGAUCGGCCUGGCGAGCAGGAAGGACCUGGCCGAGUGGAAGACGAACCUCUUACGUGCGCGAGGACGGCCAUUGCGAUCCCGCGUCGCGCGAGUCGGGGCCCUCUUCGAGCAGUUCCGUGUCGACGGUAUGGCGCCCGAGCCUGAGGCUCUGAAGAACGGCAGCAACGGCAUCUUCAAGAAGAGCACGCUCGAACGGAUCGACAAGCUGAUGAAGAAGCACUCGGCCAUUUCCGACGCGCUGCGCGACAGCCAGAAGACGCAGUCGGAUGUCCUGCUUCUGAUAAUGACCUUCGAGCCCUGGCUGUUUUCUGUCGCGUUCCCAUGCGUACCUUUUUCGAACGUGCAAGAGUUCCAGUGCGCGCGGGGCACGGGCGGCCGUGUGGUGGGCGACCAUGUCGAGGCGUUCAGGCCGUCGGUCGACUGCUCUGUCGAGGCGCUUCGGGCCCAGGCGGGAGGCAGGCGCGUCGGCAUCGACGAGAAUCGUCGGACGAGCCGCGCGUGGGCUGAGGGGCCGAUUAUGGAUCUACUAGUCACGCUGCGCCAGUGCAUGUUCGGGCUCGCGGGCGACUACGGGGCCCCGAUCAAGAAGGCCACGCGCGUGCUGGUGCCCAACGGCCCGUGCUUCUCUCGGUGGCUCGACCGCGCGCGCGACAGGAGCCGCGAGUACGCAGUCACGGCAGGGCGAGGCACUCUGCCGUCGCCGGCCAGCGCUUGGCCGGACGACCUGGGCAAGACCUUGGCGAGCGCAGGCGCGCGCGAGCUGGCGCGGCGCACUGACAUGAGGAAGCUGGGCAUCUGGGGCAGCGCGACGAAGUUCAAGUUGAGGAAGGACCUGGUCGACGUGCGCGUGCUGAGGCGGAGCGAGGCUAUCUCGCUGCCUCGCGGGGCUGCACGGCGCAUCUACGCGACGCACGCCGACAAGGGGGUGCUGGCCGACUUCUCCGACGCCCGCGCGGGCGACCCAGGCUGCGUGACGAUCGAGCUGGCCGCGAGGCGUUCAAGCCGGGCGAUCUCGAAGCAGAUGCAGCACGUCGAGGUGCUCGACGCGGUGGACAAGCUGGGCUGCGUUGUGCGCAAGGGGCUCGGCGGGCCCAACGCCGCGAGGACGGCCGACCUGAAGCUCUCGGCGGAGUUCAACGAGAAUGUCAUGCUCGACGAAGCCGAGCUGUUUCUCUCAGACAAAACACGGCGAGUGGUCAUGGUGAUCCGAGACGCGUGGAGCUUCAGGGUCAUCAUUCCCUUUGCGGCAGUGCCGUCCAUCACGGGGGUCCUUCGCUGUCUCUCGCAAGGAUGGCUCUCGUGGGUUGGUCCUCCGAAGGUGCUCUUCUGCGAUGCCGCGAAGGGCCGCGUCGCGCAGCGGUUUGUGGAGAUCGGCGAGAAGUGCAACAUCCUGCCAUCGAUUUCUUCAAGGGCCGCUCCCAGCAUUUGA
This is a messenger RNA of Prorocentrum cordatum, 2328 nucleotides long. The record is from the annotation of a GenBank genome assembly. Lineage: Eukaryota; Dinophyceae; Prorocentrales; Prorocentraceae.